GCGCCGCCGCGGCUGGUGGCGCCGCCGCGGCUGGUGGCGCCGCCGCGGCUGGUGGCGCCGCGCCGCGCCUAUGCGCCGCGCAUGACCGCGACCGACGUCUCGGAGGCCGCGGCCUCGGCCGCGAUUCCAGCGAGCACCAACGUCUUUUGCAACCGGGCACUCAACCUCGGCGGCAUUCAGGCGGUGGGCUUCGACAUGGACUACACCCUCGCCGAGUAUGUUCCCGAGACGUUCGACCUCCUCGCGUACGACGGCGCGAUCGAGAAGCUCGUCAACACGAUGGGCUACCCGGCUGCGGUGCUUGAUCUCGUGUACGACCCGCACGCGUACAUGCGCGGGCUCGUCAUCGACAAGAAGCGAGGCAACCUCCUCAAGCUCGACCGGCACAAGUACGUCAAGGUUGCGUACCACGGCCUGAAGCGCAUGACCCCGGAGGAGCGCAAGGCCAUCUACGCCACCUCCUUCGAGACGGCGCCCGCCUUCACGCCGCCCGACUUCUCCACCAUCGACACCGCCUUCCUCCUCGUCGACGCGUGCCUCUUCUGCCAGCUGGUCAGCUACAAGGACGACCACCCCGACGAGGUGACCAAGUCGUACGAGCAGAUCUACCGCGACGUGCGGCGAGCAGUCGACCUCUGCCACUGCGAUGGCGUCAUCAAGGACGCAGUCGCCGUCAACCCGGCUAAGUACAUCCGGUCGGACCCAGCCCUCGCGACGAUGCUGACCGCGCUCAAGCAGGGCGGCAAGCAGGUCUUCAUCGUCACGAACUCCCUCUACGACUACACGGACGUCGUGCUCCGCCACUUGCUCGGAGCCAGCUGGCUCGACUACUUCGACCUCGUCGUCUGCGGCGCGCGCAAGCCCGGCUUCCUCCUCGACCCGUACCUGCCCAUCUUCCAGGUGCGGCAGGACGGCUCGCUCGAGAACGCGGAGAUCAUCAGCCCGCAGGACGGCGCGCGGCUGCUGCAGCGCUCGCGCGUCUUCCAGGGCGGAAACUGGCAGCACCUGCAUGCGCUGCUCCAGCUCGCGUCCGGCUCGGGGCUGCUGUACGUCGGCGACCACAUGUACUCUGACAUUCUCCGCUCCAAGCGGACGCUCGGAUGGCGGACCCUGCUCAUCGUGCCCGAGCUGCGCGACGAGCUCCUCACGGCCGAGGAGACGCGCCACCUCGCCGCUGCCGUCGACGAGGCGUACGCCGAGCGGGCGGCUGUCGAGGCGCGGCUGCAGCACCUCGAGAUCCGGCGCUCGCAGCUCGAGAUCGACUCGGAGGUGGAGGCGCUGCUCGAGGGCGACGGGGGGGCGGCCAAGGCGGAGGCGCUCUCCGAAGAGGAGCGCGCGGAGCUGCUCGAGCGGCUGGGCCCCCCUCACGCGCUGGCCGAGCUGGACGAGCGGAUAGCGGAGGCGCGCGACCAGCAGCGCGUGCUCUCCUCGGCACUGAACGAGGCUCUCUGCCGGCAGCACGAGGCCUACCACCCCGCUUGGGGGCGCCUGUUCAAGACGGGCGCCCAAAACUCGCGCUGGGCGCAGCAGGUGCAGGAGUACGCGUGUCUGUACACCUCGCACGUCACCAACCUCGUCCAGUUUGCGCCGGACACGUCUUUCCGCGCGCUCUCCGACCUGAUGCCGCACGACCGCGCCCCGCCGGCUUGAGCUUGGGCGAGAGCGCGGCUGUGACGCCUCUCUCGAGCGGACGACGACGUGUGUGAAUUGUCGCACACAAUUG
Messenger RNA from Emiliania huxleyi CCMP1516, 1723 nucleotides. RefSeq lists its product as hypothetical. The record is from RefSeq and is a predicted model, not a curated record. Gene Ontology annotation, molecular function: 5'-nucleotidase activity. The coding region runs from base 82 to 1650 and encodes 522 amino acids. The transcript has 14 exons. NCBI's taxonomy places the organism in Eukaryota, Haptophyta, Isochrysidales, Noelaerhabdaceae.